Symbiodinium natans is the source of this 411-nucleotide messenger RNA. The record is from the annotation of a GenBank genome assembly. NCBI's taxonomy places the organism in Eukaryota, Dinophyceae, Suessiales, Symbiodiniaceae.
AUGGAGGGCACCUGGGGUGCUUUGGCCAAAGAGCUGAAGAACCAGGUAGUGGUGGCCAGUGUGGAUGCUCUUGCGAACCGCCCCCUCGCAGAGCGUUGGGGGGUGGAGCGUUUUCCCACCAUCAAGCUUGUGACAGGCGGGCGAGUCUACGAUUUCGAGGGUGCACGAACGUUGGAGGACCUGAAGGCCUUUGCGCUUGAGGGCUUCAGCUUGGCGAAUCCGGCUUCGCUGCCACCGCUGGCAUCAGAAACCCAGCAAGGCAGUCCUUCGGAUGCGAGUCAGAUGCAUCUAGUGAUUGGCUUCGUGCUUGGCAUGCUAUUUGCUGGAGCCCUGUGGGCUUUGUAUUUGUGCUGCAGUCGGAGCCCACCUGAGAGCCAGACGCAAGCUGCAAAGAGCACGAAGUCCGAGUAA